AUGGAGCUGCAGCACAUGCAGGGCUGGAGGAGUUACAAUAACCGCAAGCGCAAGCGUGAGAAGUCAGCGAGGGAGCCUCGCCCUGCAAAGAAGCGGAGUGCGAGAAGCCUCGUCACGUUCGCCAAGGAGAAGCAGAAGUCAGGCCCUGGCCGUGGAAUCUGCAUCAUGAGAUCCGGGAAUGGUGUCCGCGUGUGUUACUUUGCCAGGGCCAUCAUCGCUGGAAUUGCGAUCUCCUCACACUGUGUUCGAGGUGAAGAAGAGGCCAAAGCUCUGAGGGACUUCUUGGACAAGGUGUCCUCUUCGCGCUGGCAGAGCUUGAUGGAGUCGGACCCAGGAGGCUUCGGGCUUCGACCGGCCUUCGAAGGCCCCUGCCAGGAAGCCCCGCGUCUGUGGCGCUUCCGCGCAACUGUCGACGCACGCCGUUGGGUGGGCCGCACCUUGAGCUCCCGGCAGGUGGCUUCGCUAGGGGAGGUCUUUCGGAAGCCAUGUUCGCAAAGCUUUGUUGUCGGUGUGCCUGCUCACAUCUGCUGUCUCAGGAUUGUUUUGACUCCGCUUGGGGUGCUUGGCAUGCUGCUGAUGUCGCGCAACAGCAAGCGCCACAAAACCGAGCCUGAGCAUCCAUCGGAGAGUCUUGGGCAGGAGCGCUUUCUGGGACAGGCCUGCCUCGAUAUAUAG
Messenger RNA from Symbiodinium necroappetens, 675 nucleotides. NCBI's taxonomy places the organism in Eukaryota, Dinophyceae, Suessiales, Symbiodiniaceae. The record is from the annotation of a GenBank genome assembly.